AUGACCGAUCGAUCAGGAUGGGAUGCAGAAAGAGUCGUCCAGAACUCCAAAGAAAUUCUAAUGAAUAAAUUUCAAGAAGUCGCAAACGUCGAGCAAGCUGUGAUGAUGGAAAUCAUGGUAAAAGACGCAGAAAGAGAAAGCGUUUUGAGAGACAUGAUUUUGGAGGUAGAAAUCUUGGAAAGAGAAAACAGGAUUUUGACAAUGGAGAACAAAAGCUUGAAAGAAAUGAUGGAAAACUGUAAAAACUCUUCACUUUAA
This is a messenger RNA of Blepharisma stoltei, 258 nucleotides long. The record is from the annotation of a GenBank genome assembly. Lineage: Eukaryota; Ciliophora; Heterotrichea; Heterotrichida; Blepharismidae.